GAAUGCACCUUAUGGAAUUGUUCCACCUGCACCUGUUGUUCCUAAGGAGGAAGAAAUGGGUGCUACCCCCAAUGGAGAAGGAACUGAAGAGAAAACAGAUAAAUUAUAUGCAUUGAAACAAAGGCAUACAUAUUAUCAAAUUCCGCCUGGAUCAUCUCAGUUUUUCUUUGGACCUUUUCGUCCAUUUGCUCGCAAUGCCAAAGAUAAAAGUGUACGAAUGAGGAGGUUACGGCCGCGCAAAGUUCUGUGUUCACAUUGUAAAGAAGUUUUUAAUGACAAUGAUCCAAAUCAAAAAAAGGUUGUUUGUGGUGUAGUGACACGCAACAGCAAUAAAAACCUACAGUCUGCUGUAGGAACUGGUGCUAAUACGGGUAGUGCAACAAAUCUGAAUCAAAGAAUAGCAACACGUAGUACAAAAACGGACCCUUCUGAAAAAACUGUUGGUGCCUCUGCUGAUGCUAUCAGUUCAGUAGACUCUAAAACUGACUCUGUACAUGAACCUGUUGAAUCAAAACCUACUGACUUUAUUUUAUCAAAAUUAAAAAGUGAAAAGAUGGUUUUAAGAAAGCGAAAGUCUACAGAACUUGAAAAUUCUGAUUCACCUGCUCCUACGGAGAAACUUAAAAGGAUUGAUGCCUUAAAAACAGAAGAAAGUGAAAAUCCCAAUGGUGGUAAUUCAGCAGCUUCUAAGCCAGGUUUAGCAAAAACAAGUCCUGUGAUUAAAAUUUCUUUUGCAAAUCCUCAAGGCAAAGAUACAGUUUUGAAAAUCCCUGCCAGAAUAAAGAAUGCUAGUGAUACUGAAGAAGAUAGCAAUUGGUCCUUACAAGAAAAUUCCAAUUACAAUGCUAAAAAAUUUGCCAGUGCAAAAGCUGCUAAGAAAGCUUUGAAGAAAGCCAAAAAGGAAGCUCAAAAACGAACUCUGAUUCAAUCCAAUUCUCCUACGACUACAGUUUUAAGUCCUAGCAAUGAGAAUGGGGAUGCACAUCCUGCAGAUAAAGAAAAGCAUCAUCAUCACAAGCAUAAAGUCAAAAAGAAACGUAAGCACAAAAAUGGGGAUGCUGAUUCUGAGAAGUAUGACUUGGAAAAUACAGAUACCAGAAAUGUGUUCAAUACAAAUGGCAAUGAUGGUUGGUGCUUAAGAACUAAUUUUGCUGGAGACAUUAAUGUUCCUGGCGAACUGAACAAACCCGCUAAUGUCUUUGAAGAGGUCAAAAGCAAAUGUCUCCAUCAAAAACUUUCUAUUAGUUUAAAACGCCUCAAUGCCAAAGCUUAUAUGCGUUGUAGUCCUAAAUACUCUAUAGAAGAAGACUCGGUAGCCAGUGAUGUUAGUACGGCGAGCAACAUCAGCAUAUGUUCUGGCUCUGGAAGUGACUACGGAGAUGUUCCGGACUUUCCGAAGCAUUCCUCUCCUCUCAGGGACAUGGACAAAGUAAAACCUCUAAUGAUGAGGAUAAGCACGCAUAAUGUGAAAAAAUGUGUUUUGGACCUUGGUCGAGAAAUGGCUGUUGGUGAUAUUGUGUGGGGAAAGAUUCAUGGCUUUCCAUGGUGGCCAGGAAAGGUCCUUGCAUUGACUGUUUCACAAAGGGACAAUGGAGCAAUGCUUAGUCAACAAGCCCACGUUUCGUGGUUUGGAUCAUCAACAUCGUCUUAUAUGCCUUGCAACCAGCUAACACCAUUUCUAGACGAUUUUAAAAUUAGGUUUAAUAAAAAGAAAAGGGGACCUUAUAAAGAAGCUAUAAAACAAGCAAUGCAUGAGGCUCAGCUACCACACAAAGACAUAGCUACUGAUUUAAGUCUAGUGGCUUCAUAGCAUAGGUUUAUAUCUAGCUGUUUUUAAAUUUGCAUCUGGUUAUGAUGCGAGUUAUAGCUUUAGUGCAAUUAUUUUGUGCUUUCUUAAUGUUCUGCUAUCUCUGCACUGUUACUUCUUUUUUAAUGUCAUUAACGAAUUAAUUUCGUUGCAUUACUUAAAUAUUCUCGAUGAGUGUGAAAUCAUGCUAGUGAUCAUUGCUGAAAGUGUUCGUGUUGUAAGAAAUAAGUGUUUUUGUGCUGAUAAUAUAGGUGAUAAAAGCAACAUUAAUGCAGCAAAAGAUUUUGAAAUUUUUAGCUUGAUUAGUGUUUUUAUCGUUUGUACAAGUGUUGUAUGAACUAAUGACAGGAAAAUGAUUUUAAAAGGUACCUCUCUCUCUUUGUUAAAGCCAUUUCUUGUUUUGUUUUCUUGGAACAUAUUUAUUCACACUUCAAUGUAUAAAGUUUUGAUGAGCUUAGUAGAAUAGCUUCAAAUUUCUAUAUUUAUUAUAUAUAUAUGAAUGAUAUAAAUUUGUAUUUUUCAAUGAAUUAGCACUGAUAAUUAAUAGCAGAACUUGUCAGUUUCUUAUGAGUACAAUGUUUGAAAUGUUAUUGGAGUCUUGUUUGUAUAUUUGUCAGACUUACUGUGAUCAGAGUGAAAAAAACAUUGUGUUCAAGAUAUUAACUGCAUAAAGAAAUUUUUUAUUUCCAUUACUAUUGUUCACAAGCAAGCAUCUUUUUAAUUGCCGAUCUUUGCUGGAAAAUGAUCUUGAUCAUUUGAAAAUGAGUCUUUCAUGCAUUGGAGUGCUGUAAAAAAAAGUGAUAUAUUGCUAUAAAAUUUUAAUUUUAACUCAUUGCAAUCAUAUGUCUGUGCAGAAAAUCUUAGUUUCAUACAAUAAUAUAUUGAGUAAAAAGAAUUUAUUCCCAAUUUUAACCAGUUUUUCAUUUUCAGUGGCUGCCCUUUUGAUAUUAAUAUCAUAUCAGCUUUGUGUGUAUGCAUACAUACAUAUGUAUGUUUAUAUAUUUAAUGCAUGCACAUACACAGGCACACAGUUCAAUUCAUAUAUAUGCAUAUGCAGUUGAUUUUCGAUAACUCGAAGUCCUAAGAGACCGGCUGAAAUGUUCAAGUUAUUGGAAGUUCCAGUUAUGGGAAGUUUCCACAAGAGUCUCAUGAGUUAGGGACUCGAUGAAAACUUCAAGAAAAAGGAAUGUUCAAGUUAUAAACUUCGAGUUAUCGAGAUUCGUCUGUAUAUAUAGUAGAAAACUUCUCCGACCAACCACCUCUUCCAACGACCAAAAUUUGAUCAGAUUUUCCCCCCAUUAACUUAUGUUAACUUUAGCUCUCCAUCCAGUGCCCAUUCGAAAUGCUUUUGUGACUUUACAAUCAAAUCUGAAUGCAAUCAUAAAAGUAGGGCAUGGGGCCUUAUUAGCUUCCCCUUGGAAACCUUCAACACUACCAAGUCGGUGUUUUUCUUAAAAAUUCCUCAAGAUAGUUUACCUGAAAAUGAGAUUUAGAUUGGUGUCACAUUCCUUCUUUUAAAAAAAAACAUACUAUCCUUUUCUUAACACAAGUAUUAAGUUGCAUUUUGUUUUGAGGAAACCGUCAUACCACUUUUGAUUGCACACCUUCCCUCGCAUAGCUUUAUUAGAGCCUUUAGUAUUUUUCUGGAUUCCUGAAAUAAACAAACUCCAUUGUGGAUGUGGCAACCAUUUAUUUAUUUUUUAAGCAAUGAAAAUUGGUUCAUAAUGUCAGAAAACACUAAACAAACAUCCAGCUGCAAUGUUUUGAAAAGAAAAAUUACUAAUAAAAAUAUUAAAUUAUUGCUUUUAAUCGCACUUAAUGUGUUUAACAAGAUUCUUGACUAACUUGGUCAAUUUUUUUAAAGCAACCAACUACUUCUCUUAAUAACCAGACUAUUUCUCGCAGGAACGAGAAGUGGUCGCUUUGGAGAGGUUUUUACUGCAUAUAUAUAUAUAUAUAUAUAUAUAUAUAUAUAUAUAUAUAUAUAUAUAUAUAUAUAUAUAUAUUAGUCUUUGUGAAGCCAAUCAUUAUUUCAGUCAAUUACAAUUCAAGAACAAAAAUACCAGCAAUUAAAAUUGAUUUUUGGUAUCAACAAUGUGUGCAUAUUUGAACCAUUGUACUUAUUUAAAUGAUUUCACACUCACAGAAUUUAGGUUUCUUGAAGUUUUUGCUGUUAUGAUUCAAAGUAAUGUUGUUCUGAUAAACAGAGUAGUUAUCACUUUUGUUAUUUCAAAAUCAAAAUACGUUAUGUUAAUUGGCAAGAUUCUUCGAUUAUUAUGAAAGGCUAUUUAUUACCUGUUCCCUUUUGUUUUUUUGUGGGAAUCUGCAAAAAUGAGUUUUUAAGAUAUUUGAAAAGAAGCAUGUUUUGGAUUCCAUACUAACAAUAAGGAAGUGUUAAAAUUGAAGUGUUUUCGUCAGAAACCAAAUAAGUAAACAUGUACAAUAGAGCUACAUUACACAUAACAAAAAUGCCAAAAAAUGAAAAAUUUGCAGAUUACUGCUUUUUUUCUUUGCAUAGCAACGUAAUUCUCAGAUUUUUAUCAAAAGAUCUCUGCAAUUCUGUACACUUACCCUUAAAAAAUCAUUUCAUUAAUUCAUUUCAAUUCACAAUGUUUUACUAACUUCUAACCUUGUCUAAAAUUGCUUAAUGCUUUGAUUGUUGCAAUUAUAUUGUGAUUAUGGGUUCUUGCCAGAUAAUUGUGUUAAUUAGUUUGUAUUCUGAAAGCUAUUCAAAAUAUUUUUGAUUCAUCAUUCUACAGCCAAUUAAAAGAAAGAAUUUAAAAAAGAACGUUUUUAAAAACAUUGUUGAGGAAUUAGCUUGAAAUCUUAUUUUUUCAAUGAAUAUUUGCUAUUUUGGUUUCAUCAGUAAAAUUCUUGUUGUUAUAAAUUGUUUCUCAUACACGUUUUGCUAUCAAGGGUUGUAAUAGUAUUUAGUAUGGCACAUUGGUAUGCAUUUUAAAACUAACUUUCCAUGCAAUUUUAAGAUUGGAAAGUUUACAUACCAACUCUUUCUAGCAAAAGAAAAUUCUUAUGCUUUAAACCCAAAGCAAUUGUUUUUGAACAUUUCCUAAUGUUGAACGAGCUAAGAAGUGAUUCUAUUCCAAAUUUUCAAAAAGUUCAAAUUUAUAGGCUCUUUUCUGAAAUUUUUAUGAUGUGUUAAAAAGAAAAGAUUCUAUAAAAUAUUAAAAUCUCUACUAAUGUAGUUAGAAGCCUUUUAUACAAGCAAGUACAAAUAUGAUGACCAGCGACAGGCUCUGGGCCCAGCUAGGCUAUUCCUAGUUAGUUUAUGAUUCCCUAAUGAAGAUCAAAGGCCCUCUUAAAACUAUCCACCCCCUUGCUCAUUAUAGCCUCUUUCGGUAAGGCAUUCCAAGGUUAUGCAACUCUACUAAAGUAAGUUUUUCAUAGUUCCGAAGUUAGCUUGAGAUUUGAAUGGCUUAAAACAAUGACCCCUCAUCCUCUUUUCCGUGCAAAAAUUUAACCCAAUAACAUCUUUUAUUUUGAUAAAUUUAAUCAAAUGAAUCAUCCCCCCUGUGACUCCAUUGCUCCAGGUAGUACAUAUUAAGACUUUUAAGUCGAGCAUCAUAAUUUAAAUCUGGUAGUAGUACAAGCUGCUGCUAUAGUACUGAUAGUACUACGCUACUAGCCUAGUCGCCCUUCUUUGAACCUUUUCCAAUAAUAAAAUAUCUUUUUUUUUUUGAGAUAAGGAGACUAAAACUGAACAGCAUAAACAUUGCUUCAUUCCAGCUUAGCAUGGAAUUCAAUUAAUGAAUAGUUAAAAUCCUCCUAACUUUAGAAUUGGUUAAGCAAUCAGGCAAGCAUGAACUCUAGCUAAAAACAACAACAAAAUUGCAGGCAAAAUUAUCAUCUAAUAUAUUUUUUCUUACUUUAAAGAAUAACAUUCACUUACUUGUUUUUAAAUAACUUGAUAUUGCAUGCUAUUUCUUGGCAUUCAAAUAGAUUUUCUGAUCUACUUAGGAAUUCAUGUUUAAAAAAUUUUAAAACAAACUGUAAAACCUUGCCUCUGGUGAAUAUGGAUAUGUCUGACAGACAAUGACCCUAAAAAAUGGAAAAAGAAAAAAAAAACACUAGCACUUAGACUUAUUAAUGUUGCAAAUAUACACUGCUGGCCUCUGGGUAAGAGCCCUACAGAAGGGGGGAGGGGGCAAAAGUUACAAAUCUGGGCCUGCCAACACCUUAUUUGAUCAGGCAGCCAUGGACCAGUUUAUAUCCAUAUAAGGACACCUCAUACCCUAGAAGGUAAAUUGUGGUUGUGCUAGUGCUCCGCAUAAAGCUGAAAAUCGCGAAAUCUUCUAACUACAGAAGGUGCUCACGUAAUGUAUUAACAUUGAAAAAAACUUUUUUAACUAAAGAUUUAAUAUUACCUCCUUUAAUGGACACCUCUGAAUAAGGGACACUUUUUCAGGUCCCAGUCCCUUUGAAUAGGGACCUCCAUGUGUUUGCAUCUCAUUAAAAGGUACUCUAUUUAAGUCACAGUUGCUGGGAAAAAUUACAAAAAAUAUGUACAAAUACCUUUGAAAUAUCGAGUUUAUUGGAAUUCAAGUUUCCCUUUUUGUCCAAAAAUUAACUGGUAAAGGUUUGUCAUAACAUUAAAAUGCAAAUAAACAAACAAGUAUCCUAAAAUUCUUGCUGAGACCUACAUUCAUGCAUUUCCUUCUCAUUUAUUUUUUCAUAUGUUCUCUCCCUGAUAGGUAGUGUGUGCCCAUGACAAGCUUUGUAUAGAAAACUUGAAAUGUGAUCACACUGUUUUUUGCAUUGUAUUGAAAUGACAUUUAACAAAUUCAUGUAGCACACUGAUCCAAAAUUGUAAUUCAUGAAAAUCGGUUACAAAACUUUGAUACACCUACAAACUUUUUGAUACAAGUUUUAUAAUUUUUUUCCCACUUUGAAUGAUUCUGAAUUCUAUUUAGUAUUAUAUGAAAUAUUUUCAAUUUGUACUCUUGAAUGUUAUUAAGAAAUUAUACUGAGUUUACACAGCAUGGGUGAAUUCAUCGACCUCCAAAGAAGGGACACCUCUAUUUAAGGGACAAGUUGUGUGGUCCCCUUAGUGUCCCUUAUUGCGAGGUUCUACUGCAAUUAUAUUUAAUACUGAAGUAGGAUUUUUUUUUAAAUUAAUUUUCCUUAUCAGUGCAAGACUUUUUAAAUACCCUGUAUAAUAGUAAAUUGAUUUUUGAACAGUGCCUGACUGUGACUGAACUGAUUCUACUUUUUAUGUGAAUAGGUACCUAUUAAUAUUCACACGAACACGGUCAUAUUUAAAUGUUUAAAAAAUGCUGUUCAAAAAAUAAUUUUGCUUUUAUGAAGGAGUUGAUAGAUUGUUGUAAAUUAUUUUAGUUAAUAAGUUCAAAAAAAUCUUUUUUUUUUUUUGUAGAGUUCUAAAUUAAUAUUUCACUUGAAAUUCCAUAGUAAUAAGAAUUGCAACUUGUAACCAGAUGGAAAAGUAAAAAAGAAAAGCAUUGCUUUUCAAUGUGUAAUUUUUCGUGACAUUCAUAAAGUAGAUAACAUGAAAUCUUAAGAAAAUAAGCCGCACAGACAAAAGUAUAAUUUUUGUGCCCUACCCUCUCUAGCACGGUAAUCAGGACUUUUUAAGGGGAUCAGUUGCCUCACCCCCUUCUCCCGGCUUUGAAAAAUUAAUGUUUUUACAUAUAAGUGGGCGUGGUUUUCGUUUUCCGAUAAAAUUUGCAUUGAGUAUGCAUCCUUUGCCCCUCCCCCCCCCCCUUCCAAACACACACACACACUAGAAAAAAUCGAAAUGACGCACCUAACUGUAAUCUAAUAUUAAUGCAUCCAAAAUUUGAGUUAUGUUCAGUUAUUGCAUCAUCCUCUUCGCUUUUCGUAUAUCUUUAUCUCUAAUGUUACCAUUCAAAUUAUUGCAUCAUCAUCUUCUCGUCUCGUACCUUUUUCUCUAAUGCCACCAUUCGAAGUCAGUUUAAACGAUAGACAAUUUAUUAAAUUCAAAUUUUAACUUGAAUUUCAAACUUGUGAAAUAAGUCAACAAAAUCAUGAAUUUUAGUUGUACUUAGUCUAGUCUGCUUUUAAAAUAAAAAUAUUUUAGGUGCCGAAGUAUUUUAUGUCUUCAAGAGAUAUUUUAUUUGUGUAAAUACAGUUGUAAAUACAGUGAAAAUUCUGGCUUGAACCCAAAUGUUUAAGUGUUUUUGUUUGUAAAAAAAGUAUAUUGAGCUGCUUGUGUAAAGAAGAAUACAAAUGUCUAUAUUUUUCUUUUGUCUGAAGUGAAAAAAGAAAAAAUGUACAGAAAAGAAUUCUAUUAUGUCACAAGAAAUUAAGUGCUGUACAUUUUGUAAACUAGUUUUUCUAAUUCAUUGCUCUGUUUUUAAUGGGCAUUAUUUUGUACUUCGAUAGUCCACUGGUUGUACAGUGGACCAUAGUGUAUUAACAAUAUUUAGAAUUAUAACUUUUGAUUUCUAUCUUGAGUGUUGUUUCAACCGCUUUGGAUUCUUCAUUCUUCUAUUUUAAUAAAAAUGUAA
This is a messenger RNA of Uloborus diversus, 8310 nucleotides long. Its product is annotated as PWWP domain-containing protein 2A-like. Lineage: Eukaryota; Metazoa; Arthropoda; Arachnida; Araneae; Uloboridae. The record is from RefSeq and is a predicted model, not a curated record. The transcript has a single exon. The annotation marks the transcript as partial. Gene Ontology annotation, molecular function: chromatin binding. Gene Ontology annotation, cellular component: nucleus; chromocenter.